AUGUGUCAUCGAGGAUGCCGCAUCUCUCGUUUCAUCGCUUUCCUAAAAACGAAAGCGGUUAUCACAGGUCAUUCGACCUCAUGUGUUACCACUUCGAAAUACGUCACAAACAGAAGGUUAAUUCCAACAUACAUUUGUUGGCCUGACAAUAACAAAUUGGCGGAUAUUGAAAAUGCUUUUCAUAGACGAUCCGGAGGUUUUCCUGGUGUAAUUGGUGCUGUCGAUGGAUGUCAUAUCGAAAUUAAACAACCUGCUGGAAAUGCGAAUGAUUACUAUAAUCGAAAAGGCACACAUUCCAUAAUAUUACAAGGAACAUGCGAUCAUACUGGAAAAUUUAUUGAUGUGCUCAUAGGAGCACCCGGUAGAGCACACGAUGCAAGGAUUUUGCGGCAUUCAUCUUUGUACCGAAGGCUAACAAAUACCCAACAUCCUUUAUUACCGCCAGACAAACAUCUCCUAGGGGAUUCAGGUUAUCCACUUCUUUUAAAUUUAUUAACACCAUUUAGGGAUAAUGGCUUAUUAUCAGCUGCAAAUAUUAAUUACAAUAUUAAACAUGCUUCAAUUCGUUCAGUAAUCGAAAGAGCUUUCGGACGACUGAAAGGUAAAUUUCGUCUAUUUUAUUUAGAUGUAAAGUCAGUGCCGAUGGCAACUUCAAUUGUGGGUGCAUCAUGUAUGCUUUACAAUUUUAUUCUCAUUCAUGAUGGAGUUCGUCGUGAUAGCGACUUAUCAAAUCGAAAUUCAUCUUCAAGUUUUGAUGAUGAAGAUGAAAUGGACGAAGAUUCGGAUGACGAAGAUGAUGAUGAUAACGUUAUAAAUCUUAAUGCAAUUCAAAAACGAUUGCAAAUAAUGGAAUCAUUAGGAUAA
Molecule: messenger RNA, 864 nt
Organism: Chelonus insularis
Lineage: Eukaryota; Metazoa; Arthropoda; Insecta; Hymenoptera; Braconidae
Product: putative nuclease HARBI1
Exons: 5
Coding region: 1-864 (287 amino acids)
Source: RefSeq, a predicted model, not a curated record